AUGCAUGUUACUAGACUAGCAAUACUUGUUGCUAAAGAGGCCAAGACCCUCAAAGAAAAGCCGAAGUAUGCGUUCUCGAUCUAUCGCAGUUUGAAGGAGGUGUUGGCGAAAUAUGACAUCAGUGACAAUGGUAUAGGCACUAUUCGUCAGUUUUCACCCGCAACCUACAAACUCGAAGACGAUGAUGAAGAACUGAUGCAAUGUAUAAAGAAAAUAAAGCGUAGGCUGGGAAAUAUGGGGACCAUGCUUGCCAAUAGCAAUGAAACCAUGCGUUGCGAGUAUAUUUCGACCAUUCUUCAUGCUUUGCUCUAUAUCGUUAAAAGAAUAACGAAAAAAGAGCUUACCUUGACACCUCAGCUCAAAGUUGUCGACGAAGAAAGUAUUGGUCAAGUUGAUUACACAAUCAAGGCCCUCAAGGAACUUAUCUGCAUCAUGAAAGAGAAGUUAUAUCAA
Molecule: messenger RNA, 453 nt
Organism: Funneliformis caledonium
Lineage: Eukaryota; Fungi; Glomeromycota; Glomeromycetes; Glomerales; Glomeraceae
Source: the annotation of a GenBank genome assembly